Messenger RNA from Neoarius graeffei (lesser salmon catfish), 3375 nucleotides. Its product is annotated as titin-like. NCBI's taxonomy places the organism in Eukaryota, Metazoa, Chordata, Actinopteri, Siluriformes, Ariidae. The coding region runs from base 1 to 3375 and encodes 1124 amino acids. The transcript has 21 exons. The record is from RefSeq and is a predicted model, not a curated record.
AUGAAUGCCACCAUGGAGUCCGAACCAGUCAGAGAGCUCCUCCAAAUGCUCACCCACGAUGUCCAGCGCCAGCAGCACACCCUCGUCGCGCUGUCAGUAGACCAGGGCAAUGCUUCCAGGCUCUGUUUGAAGCCCAAGCACAAGACCGGCAGCUUUCCAGCAAUGAUGUCUCUCAAAAUGGCUUCUCCACUUUAUCUUGUUUUUCUGUUCAUGAUCUCAGGAGCUCUUGGGAAUGAAUGGAGUGUAAAAUACAGCCAAGAAAAUCUCUGUGCUUUAAACGGAUCUACAGUGUUUAUGAACGGCACGUACACACGCCCAACACGUCUUACAGUGAAGGAGGAGUUUUGGGUAAUUGACCUAGUUUGGGGUGAAGAGUUUACUGACCUGCGUAAUGAACCACGUUACUCAGACAGAGUGGAGUAUUUAGGAGAUGAACAGAAACACUUCUCCUUCAGACUGAGUGAUGUGAAGAAAACAGAUGAAGACAUGUACUCCUUCAGAAUCACAACAAAUGAAGAGAAAGAAAGGUGGACGGGUUUACCUGGAGUUAGACUCACUGUUACAGAUCUUCAGGUGAUCGUUCCAAAAAAAGUGACAGAGGGACAGUCAGCUGUUCUGACCUGUAAAACCACCUGCAGUCUGACUGAUCCAACAUUCAUCUGGUACAAAAACAGUCAGGAUUUAACCACAAAGCCCACCAGGGGCAAUGAAGUUCACCUGCAGCGGGUCAGCAGUGAGGAUGCAGGCAGUUAUAGCUGUGCUGUAAGAGGAUAUGAACAUCUCCCCUCUCCUGCUCAAACCCUCAGCGUCAGAUAUCCUCCAAAGAACGUCUCAGUGUCCAUCAGACCCUCUGGUGAGAUAGUGGAGGGAAGUUCAGUGACUCUGACCUGCAGCAGUGAUGCGAACCCUCCUGUGGAGAACUACACCUGGUUUAAGGGGACGACAUCAGUAGGAAAAGGAAAGACCUACACCAUCUCCACUAUCAGCUCUGAGGACAGUGGAGAGUACAAGUGCAAGUGCAGGAAUGAAGUUGGAUAUCAGUAUUCCAUCAGUGUAACUCUGAAUGUUCUAUAUCCUCCAAAGAUCAUCUCAGUGUCCAUCAAGUUUUCUGGUGAGAUAGUGGAGGGAAGUUCAGUGACUCUGACCUGCAGCAGUGAUGCAAACCCACCUGUGGAGAUCUACACCUGGUUUAAGGUAAAUGAAUCCUCAGCUGUAGGAUCUGGACAGAGUUACAGAGCUCUACAGAGUGGACAGUACUACUGUGAGGCUCAGAAUAAACACGGCUCUGAGAGAUCUGCUGCAGUGUCCGUCACUUUAAAAGGUAAUUCUGUAAUUGUUUAUGUGGCUGUUGGACUCGGAUUUUUUGGCCUUGCUGCUCUUCUCUCUGCGCUCUUCUGGCUGAGAUGCAAGAGACAGAAGAAAAAGGCAGAUGAAGGUGACGAUCAGAACGCUGGGCCGAGUGCUAAAGACGACACGUACGCAGCUCUCAACCCUGCAGGACGGACAUCUGAUGAUGUGUAUCACACACUUGCAAUUUCUCAUCACAGUCCUCCUGCUGACAGGCCCACAUCCUCUGAUUACGAGAAUAUCUCAGUGCUCCUCCAGAUUCCUCCUAUAGCACUCCUUGUUCUUUCUUAUCUCCCUUUUGAGCUCAUUCUGCACUCUCCUCAGCUCUUCUUUGUCCCCAGAUCUGAAGGCCCUCAUCUUCUGAUUCAGCAGGGUUUUCAGGUCAGGAGUCACCCAUGCUUUCCAGCAAUGAUGUCUCUCAAAAUGGCUUCUCCACUUUACCUGGUUUUUCUGUUCAUGAUCUCAGGAGCUCUUGGGAAUGAAUGGAGUGUAAAAUACAGCCAAGAAAAUCUCUGUGCUUUAAACGGAUCUACAGUGUUUAUGAACGGCACGUACACACGCCCAACACGUCUUACAGUGAAGGAGGAGUUUUGGUUCAUAACAGAGUUUACUGACCUGCGUAAUGAACCAGGUUACUCAGACAGAGUGGAGUAUUUAGGAGAUGAACAGAAACACUUCUCCCUCAGACUGAGUGAUGUGAAGAAAACAGAUGAACAUGUGUACUCCUUCAGAAUCAUAACAAAUGAAGAGAAAGAAAGGUGGAUGGGUAAACCUGGAGUUAGACUCACUGUUACAGAUCUUCAGGUGAACGCUCCAGAAGAAGUGACAGAGGGACAGUCAGCUGUUCUGACCUGUAAAACCACCUGCAGUCUGACUGAUCCAACAUUCAUCUGGUACAAAAACAGUCUGGAUUUAACCACAAACACCACCAGGGGCAAUGAAGUUCACCUGCAGCGGGUCAGCAGUGAGGAUGCAGGCAGUUAUAGCUGUGCUGUAAGAGGAUAUGAACAUCUCCCCUCUCCUGCUCAAACCCUCAGCGUCAGAUAUCCUCCAAAGAAUGUCUCAGUGUCCAUCAGACCCUCUGGUGAGAUAGUGGAGGGAAGUUCAGUGAAUCUGACCUGCAGCAGUGAUGCGAACCCUCCUGUGGAGAUCUACACCUGGUUUAAGGAGAACAAAUCCUCACCUGUAGGAUCUGGACAGAGUUACAGAGCACUACAGAGUGGACAGUACUACUGUGAGGCUCAGAAUAAACACGGCUCUGAGAGAUCUGCUGCAGUGUCCCUCAAUGUCCCGUAUCCUCCAAAGAACGUCUCAGUGUCCAUCAGACCCUCUGGUGAGAUAGUGGAGGGAAGUUCAGUGACUCUGACCUGCAGCAGUGAUGCGAACCCUCCUGUGGAGAUCUACAACUGGUUUAAGGGGACAACACCAGUAGGAAAAGGAAAGACCUACACCAUCUCCAAUAUCAGCUCUGAGGACAGUGGAGAGUACAAGUGCAAGUGCAGGAAUGAACUCAGACAUCAGUAUUCCAUCAGUGUAACUCUGAAUGUUCUGUAUCCUCCAAAGAAUGUCUCAGUGUCCAUCAAGUUUUCUGGUGAGAUAGUGGAGGGAAGUUCAGUGAAUCUGACCUGCAGCAGUGAUGCGAACCCUCCUGUGGAGAUCUACACCUGGUUUAAGGUAAAUGAAUCCUCACCUGUAGGAUCUGGACAGAGUUACAGAGCUCUACAGAGUGGACAGUACUACUGUGAGGCUCAGAAUAAACACGGCUCUGAGAGAUCUGCUGCAGUGUCCGUCACUUUCAAAGGUAACUCUGUAAUUGUUUAUGUGGCUGUUGGACUCGGAUUUUUUGGCUGUGCUGCUCUUCUCUCUGCGCUCUUCUGGCUAAGAUGCAAGAGACAAAAGAAAAAGGCAGAUGAAGGUGACGAUCAGAACGCUGGGCCGAGUGCUAAAGACGACACGUACGCAGCUCUCAACCUUGCAGGACGGACAUCUGAUGAUGUGUAUCACACACUUGCAGUAAGUGUUUACUGA